GUUUUUGACUGUUGCUGUCUGUCACUGUCACUGUAGGCAAUCGUGGAAGUUAUAAUAAUAAAGUUUUAAAAUAAAAACUUUCUUGUUUAAAGUUUAAAUUGUGAACAGGAAAUGUCUUAAAAUUUCGAAUAAAGUAAAAUUUUACCACAAAGCCAUGGCGCUCUACGAGGGCAUUGCGCUUAUUCAAGAAAAACAAGCAGUCGUCUUGGAUCUUGGAACUGAUUACACCAAGUUCGGGUUCACGGGCGAGGCGGCGCCACGCUGCAUCGUGCGCUCCGAGUUCUGGUGCCAGGCCGAGCGCCGCUACAAGCGAUUGUAUGACUACCGCACACCGCAGGAACUCUAUGACAAUCUUGUUCAUAUGCUCCAUUUGUUAUAUUUCAGACAUGUGUUGGUGAACCCAAAAGAGCGCCGCGUAGUGGUGGUGGAAUCCCUGCUUACGCCCACACUCUUCCGGGAGACCCUCGCCAAAGUCCUCUUCAUACAUUACGAGGUGUCGGGUGCGCUGUGGGUGGACAGCGGGCGGGCGAGCGCGCUCACGCUGGCCGCGCCCGUCGUGCUCGUCGUCUCCAUCGGAGCGCGCGACGCCGAGGUCACUGCAGUGGUACACGGGUGCCCGGUGCUGCGCGCGCUGCAGUCUCAGCCGCUGGGCGCGCGCGCCGUCAACGCCGAGCUGGCGCGUCUGCUGGACGAGGACAACGGCCGCGAGCUGCACCUGUCCGACGACGUCCUCGACGACAUCAAAGUGCGCGCGUGCUUCGUGCCGGGGCGCGAGGCGGCGCUGCGCUGGGCGGAGCGCGGCGUGCCCGCGGACGUGCGCGAGACGCGACGCGGCGCCGACGUGCUGGUGUCGCGUCGUGCGCGCGCGCUCGCCGCGGAGCCGCUGUUCGCGCGCGACAACGACCUCGCCUCGCUGCCGGACAUCGUGCUGCAGUGCAUCGUGCAGUGUCCGAUAGACGCGCGGCGCUCGCUGGCGGGCUCGGUGCUGGUGACGGGCGGCGGCGCGGCGCUGCCGGGGCUGCGCGCGCGCCUCGCGCAGGAGCUGCGCCACCUCGCCGACCAGCCGCCGUACAAGGAGCGGCUGCGGGAGCUGGAGUUCAAGUUCCACUCCGCGCCGGCGCACGAGAACAGCGUGGCGUGGGUGGGCGGGGCGCUGUGCGGGGCGGCGUGCGCGGGGGGCGGGGCCGGGGGCGGGGGCGAGGGGCGGGGCGUGUCGCGGGAGACGUACGCGCGCACGCGGCGGCUGCGGGACUGGGCGUGUCUGCUGCACAACACGCCGCCCUCACACCCGCACUGGGACAUGCAGUAGACGCUCUCGGCGAGGGAGAUGACGAGACUCAUUUUAAUCCUCUCUAAAUAAUAUUAAAUUAUAUUCUUUAUUCAUUACGAAGGCGGAUGAAAGGGCCCCUGAAAGUAUUUCCACCGCAGGGGGGUCAGGGGGAGGCUUCUUUGAGAACAUCUGAACUGUAUAGAAAUAAGUUUAAAAUGUAUCGCUUUCGCUCAUUCAAUGACUCUUAAAACCGAGUUUCCAGUGAUAAUGUGAACAUGUAAAACUGAGAUAUAACUCAUUAAAUACUUAUCAUUUA
Molecule: messenger RNA, 1586 nt
Organism: Papilio machaon (common yellow swallowtail)
Lineage: Eukaryota; Metazoa; Arthropoda; Insecta; Lepidoptera; Papilionidae
Gene: Arp10
Product: actin-related protein 10
Exons: 8
Coding region: 155-1309 (384 amino acids)
Biological process (GO): retrograde axonal transport of mitochondrion
Source: RefSeq, a predicted model, not a curated record